Penicillium cosmopolitanum is the source of this 1737-nucleotide messenger RNA. Its product is annotated as Ser/Thr protein phosphatase family protein. Gene Ontology annotation, molecular function: hydrolase activity. Bases 1 to 1737 code for a protein of 578 amino acids. Gene Ontology annotation, biological process: nucleotide catabolic process. NCBI's taxonomy places the organism in Eukaryota, Fungi, Ascomycota, Eurotiomycetes, Eurotiales, Aspergillaceae. Gene Ontology annotation, cellular component: cytosol. The record is from RefSeq and is a predicted model, not a curated record. The transcript is spliced from 2 exons.
AUGCGGGAUAAGGCAGCCGAGAAGAACGUCGACCUAUUGCUUAUUGAUACUGGGGAUUUACAUGAUGGCAAUGGUCUCAGUGAUUCAACAAAACCGAAUGGAGAGAUCACGAAUCCUAUCUUCCAAAACAUCGACUACGAUAUUCUCACUCCUGGAAAUCAUGAGCUCAUUGCGUUUGAUGUUGCAUACGAAACAUUCUCCAAAUUCGCCAAAGUCUAUGGCGAAAGGUAUCUUACCAGCAAUCUCGAUAUCUGCGACAAUUGCCAAGAUAGCGAUCCAGCACAGAAGCAAUGGGUUUCUAUGGGUAACAGAUUCCGGCAUUUCACCACCAAGCAAGGAAUUCGAAUCAUGUCAUUUGGUGUAAUCUUGGAUGGAACGAACAACAACAAGAGCAUGACAAGAAUUCAACCGGCAGCUGAAAUGAUCCAAGAAGACUGGUUCAAAAACGCAGUGAAUAACCCGGAUAUCGAUUUGUUUGUACUGAUUGGGCACAACCCAGUCAAGCCCGGAAUCCCCAAGGCUGAAAGCAGCUUCCCUCUCAUCAUGCAAACUCUUCGGGAAAUGCGACCAGAAAUUCCCGUUCAGGGAUUUGGAGGUCACACACAUCGUCGGGACUUUCACAUUUACGACAAGAUGUCUUCAGCCAUAGAAUCCGGCAAAUAUUGCGAUACUGUGGGCUGGAUUUCUCUGGAUGGUAUCAAGUCGAAGUCCAUUCAGAGCCGAGUAACCAAGCCCAAUAUCGAAUCUACAACCGGUGACGAAGAAAGACCCAUUGAUUCUGCCGACACGUCAUGCCCCAAAAACCAGACCUUUGAUAUGGACUUGACACGCCGAUAUCUGGAUUGGAAUCGGCUUACAUUUUCCUAUCAUGCGACAGGAUCUCAAGACCAGUUCAGCACUGCUAGCGGAGUUCAGGUGACUCAAGAUAUUGACGAUGGUCGCAAGAGUAUGAACCUCACUCAUGUGUAUGGCUGCGCGCCUCGAACAUACUGCAUAUCUUGCAAGCCCUUCGGCGAUGAAGGCAAUGUCUACACUUUAGUUCAAAAGGCAGCAGCAGCAACUGUGGUCGAUCCCGAUCGUGCCCAAAAUUCAAGAAUGAUUAUUGUGAAUCAAGGCGCCAUUAGGUACGACUUGGUUAAGGGUCCUUUCACUGUGGAUGAUUCCUACAUCGUCUGCCCAUAUACGAGUACCUUCAAUUACAUCCCCGAUGUACCUUACUCUAUGGCUUCAAAGGUCCUUGACUACAUCAACAAUCAGAAAGCUAAGUCUAAACGAUCGAUGGCGGUGGAUACUAUCUCAAGCCAGCUUCUGGGCUAUGAUGAAUGCGAUAACCCAUCGCCUCACAACGCGACCGGGCUUCUAAAGCCAAAAAGACUCUUUGGUCGUAUUCUUGAAACCGACACCUUGACUCCCGGAUAUGUGACAUGCGAUGACCUUGGAAGUGAUGGCGAUGACACUCCUCAUUCAUCAAUUCCAGAAUACACCCAGCCAGCCCAUGUCCAAGCUACUGCUGGGUUUCCAUCAGAUGGUGAACCGGACAAGGUUGACAUGAUAUUUUCGGACUUCCUCGCCGGAAGAAUUGUGACAGCUUUGAAUUCCUAUAACCCGGUAACAAACUACUCUACGAAUGAUGCUCGCCUUUAUCUUCCCGAAAACUUCACGACAAAUUCCUUUAUUCCACGCUAUGCCACCAUGGCCUGGCAAGACAACAUUAAUAACUGCAAGAUUGAUGAGUGA